Messenger RNA from Ruditapes philippinarum (Manila clam), 723 nucleotides. RefSeq lists its product as uncharacterized. The record is from RefSeq and is a predicted model, not a curated record. NCBI's taxonomy places the organism in Eukaryota, Metazoa, Mollusca, Bivalvia, Venerida, Veneridae.
UUCAACGAAGUCUUUCCAACAACUUAUCAAGUGGCGAAAAAAGAAAGUAUUGCGAUGAAGAGAAUGUUCGUCACAAGAUAAAACGAGUGAAAACUUCAAGGUAUCAAGAACUUAACAGGCAAAGCUCUUCCGACUCAAGAUUUAGUUUCAGCAGUGAUUCGAGUUCGUCUAGUUCAGACUCGAGCUCAGAUUCGAGUUCUUCUGGCUCAGACUCUAGCUCAUGUUCAAGCUCAAGUUCAUGUACCGAUUCUAACACAAGCUCAGAUUCCUCAAGCUCUGAUAAUGACUCUAUGAAUGAGGGCAAUCCGUAUAAAUAUCUCAACUCCAAAAAUAGAAUAAUUCCAUGUCCUAGAUCGUGCGUAUGUAAAGCAGGACCAAGUAUGCCACCUUCUCCUAUUUUUAGAACAAGUCGUACGAUCCAGCCUCUCUACAAGAAGCUUUUAAAGCGUCGUCUGCUUAGCAUGUCCAAUACCUUCUACCAAACAUGUUGUAGCGGAGAGUGUUAUCGGGAUUGGGCGCGUAAAAGAGUCACCAUUGCUCGUAUGGUGAGAGAUUAUGCAGAGACUGAUCUCCGAGUCGACUAUUUCUCGUGGGGUAAAUGGAAACAGGAAGCGGAAGUGGACGUGUCGGGUUCAAGCGAUGAGGACUGGUUCUAGUGAAUGUAGAGAUAAUAAUGCGUUUAAUUCGAUGUCUGUUAUUUCAUCUUGUUAUAAAUUUUAUUAU